UUUUCAUUGGAUACAUUACACGUUCAACCUUAUCUGUAUGGUUGCCUAAAAAAUCACGACACCGCCUCUCUUUAUUUCAUAUUUUAAAGGGGCAAAGGCAACUGCCAACGUGUACUCAAAAACAUACGAGGUGUUGCUCCUAACUGACCGUGAAGAUGUUGCUGCGGCUGCUUGUGUCAUCCUUCCUCCUUGCGGGCACGUCCUUCGCCGUUCCCACCAAGGAGAAGCGCGUCCAUCGCCAUGGUGACCUCAGUGACCAUCCCCACAAGGACGCCACCGACUUCCAGUACGACCACGAGGCCUUCCUGGGCAAAGAGGACGCCAAGACGUUUGACCAGCUGACCCCGGAGGAGAGCAAAGAAAGGCUGGCGAAGAUCAUCGGUCGCAUCGACAUCAACAAGGACGGCUUCGUGAACCACAGUGAGCUGCACUACUGGAUCAAGCAUCGCCAGAGGAGGUACAUCGAGGAGAACGUGAACAAACACUGGAGGGAGUACGACGCCAACCAAGACGACAAGAUCAGCUGGGAGGAGUACAAGAACACCACCUACGGCUUCUACCAAGGCGAGGAGUUCGACGACGUGGAGGAGAAGGACACCUACAAGGCCAUGCUGACCCGGGACCAGCGCCGCUUCAAGGAGGCGGACCGCGACCACGACGGCAUCGCCACCCGCGAGGAGUUCACCGCCUUCCUGCACCCCGAGGAGUUCGACCACAUGAGGGGCCUGGUGGUGCAGGAAACGAUGGAUGACAUCGACAAGAACGGCGAUGGGAAGGUGGACAUCGAUGAAUACAUUGGGGACAUGUUCACACCGGAAAACGGGGAGAAGGAGCCGGACUGGGUCCUCACCGAGAGGCAACACUUCCACCAAAUCAGAGACGAGAACAAGAAUGGCUACCUGGAGGCCAGCGAGGUGGCUCAGUGGGUGCUCCCUACCGAGGUGGAUCAUGCUGACAAUGAGGCCAAACACUUAAUCCAUGAGACGGACACCAACAAGGACGAGAAGAUGAGCAAGGAGGAGAUUCUGGUCAAUUGGAACAUGUUUGUGGGGAGCCAGGCGACUAACUACGGCGAGGACCUCACCAAGAGACACGACGAGCUCUGAUGAUGUCACGCAUCCAAGGGGGCGGGGCUUACUUAGAGGGGAGGGGGGAGGGGGGGAGGAGCCAGGGAGGUUCUGCUAAGAAGGACAAAUCUAUGGGAGGAGGAUUGAGACGGGGAUCCUGUCUGUGUAUGCAUUCGUCCAUAUGCAUUUAUCUUUUCUUUUUUUUUUACUGAUUUUAAGGGGGAUGGGGUUGGGCUGAAUGCCGGGAUGUGGGGGAUGGUCACGUCAUUGCUGGGUACAUUCAAUGCAAUCGAUUGGAUCGGUCGAUUUAUUUAUACUGCGAUCUUAUGCAGAAGGUUUUUUUCUAUUGGAGGUCAACGGAAGUUUGGCGUUUCAUACACACUUGCACAUCGUUUCAUCCACUUAAUGAGUCGACACGCACAAAAAAAUCCAGCAUGUACAGCUCCAAACACACAACAAUCACCAGUUUGUAUUUCCUCAAACUGGGGGGAUGUGAUGUCCACUUCUGAAUUGACGCCACCUCUGAUCAACCGGAGUAACUCAAAACGUCCACUUCCUUCAGAGUUGGUGCUGUUCUUGCAGAGGAGUUUUUAGUGUGUGUCGCCUGCCCUUGAACAAUCGUUUACAGCUUUAAUACUGCAUCCACUUGUACAUGACCUGUGUACACAUACGUACCUGCAGACACACACAGACCCCUCUGUUCUCUCCACAUGUGUUGUUCUUACACACCACAAAGCCUUGGCACACUCCAUACGAUUUUACAUGUUAAGCGUACAUGUGCCUGUCUGAGCAUUUGCAGUUUAUCCGAGCCAACAUGUUUAUGUCAGAGAAAGACGAAAAGCCCUUCUUUCUCUCACUGCGAAGCUGAAAUAAAGCCAUGUUGCUUUUUCUAGAG
Messenger RNA from Gadus macrocephalus (Pacific cod), 1962 nucleotides. RefSeq names its product reticulocalbin 3, EF-hand calcium binding domain (gene rcn3). Gene Ontology annotation, cellular component: endoplasmic reticulum. Bases 156 to 1106 code for a protein of 316 amino acids. Lineage: Eukaryota; Metazoa; Chordata; Actinopteri; Gadiformes; Gadidae. The record is from RefSeq and is a predicted model, not a curated record. Gene Ontology annotation, molecular function: calcium ion binding. The transcript is spliced from 8 exons.